AUGGCUGCGCGCACUGAGAGUGUUGCUAACGGCGGGCAGGUGCUGCUGACGGGUGCGGCGUACCUGGCGCUGAGCACGGCUGAGCGUGAGCAGCUGGACGUGACUGCGCUUGGCGGUGUUGCGCUGCGCGGUGUGCCUGUGCCUGUGGCGAUGUACCAGCUGAACGCUGUGCCCGGGCGUACCUUCGCCGCACUGCGGCUUGACCGUCAGGAUGCUGCGGACUUGUGCGAAGAGAGUACUAGCUCUGGGUCACUUUCGUCCCAGUCGAAGAACGUCCAGUUGAGUGGAACAGCUUCUGCGGUAGCACAUUUAUUAAGUGAUUUCUACACCCCCGUUGCCGUUCCCCAGAGGAUGAAGAUGCUAACUGUAAUGUGCGAGCGGUGGAAUGUGCGUGUGCUGCACAAGAGUUGGUCUGCGUCUCCGAUCGACCACUGCAACGAAAUGAUUGAGCGGCUGGCAGUCAAGAUGGGUCAUGUGCUGGACCAGAAGGUCCGGGGCAAACGGGAUUCUCGUGGUGCGCCUUUUGACAACUACUGGAACGUUUUCAAAGGAUCAAUGACGCAGUGCAGCAGUGUGCAUUCAUACUCGGCGGUGUCGUCGCUACGAAUGCACUCGAGCACUCGGUUUGGGGACUCCAUCUCCGGUGCGGUGUGCAGCACUGUGACGAUCAUGGCACAUACGCCAGCGAUGAUGUAG
Molecule: messenger RNA, 696 nt
Organism: Trypanosoma grayi
Lineage: Eukaryota; Euglenozoa; Kinetoplastea; Trypanosomatida; Trypanosomatidae
Product: putative receptor-type adenylate cyclase
Exons: 1
Coding region: 1-696 (231 amino acids)
Source: RefSeq, a predicted model, not a curated record